Messenger RNA from Camelina sativa (false flax), 1717 nucleotides. The record is from RefSeq and is a predicted model, not a curated record. Lineage: Eukaryota; Viridiplantae; Streptophyta; Magnoliopsida; Brassicales; Brassicaceae.
AUGGAGAAAGAGAGGCUAAGUGAGUUGCCAGAUGAAUUGCUCUUGAAGAUAUUGUCAUCGCUUCCGAUGUUUGAAGAUGCUUUAGCAACACGUCUCAUAUCAAAACGUUGGGAAGGUACUUGGAACCUGGUGCCGGAUGUCAAAUUUGAUGAUGAUAGAAAAUCUAAGAGCUUCGAGACUUUUAUGAGUUUUGUAUAUGGAUAUUUGUUGGCUAACGAUGCUCCAAUUCUAGAGAGAUUAACACUCAAGCUUAGCCAAUACUAUUCUGCUUCGGACCUCAAUUUUUGGGUUCAAAUUGCAGUUAACCGAUCUGUGAGAAAGCUGAAAUUCCACUUGUCUGGCAAAACCCUACAAUUGCCAUGUUGCUUGAGUACUUGCAAAACCCUAAAAAAAUUGGUACUCCAUGAUUUAGGUAUCAAGGUUCUCCCGCUUUGGGUAUGUUUGCCAUCACUCAAAACUCUGCACCUUUUCUCGGUUAAGUUCUCCAGCGACAAAUCUGUAGCAAGUCUUUUUAGAAUUUGCCCUGUUCUUGAAUGUUUGGUCGUAGAGCAAACCAAAACUGACAAUGUGAUGAUAUCCAAUAUCGAUGUGCCUACUUUGACGAGCUUAACUAUCAAGAGGAAACGUGGGAAACACACAUAUGUUGAGAAGAGUCAUGGCUUUGUGAUAAAAGCUCCUUUAUUGACAGAACUUAACUUUGAGGAUACAAUAAGUAAUUUUCUAGUGUUUGAAUCUAUGCCUCAGGUGAUCAAAGCGAACAUCGAGGUUAUUUGUGACCAAUCUGAGAACUUCAUAGGAUCUCUACCCUCAAUCCAACAUCUUACUCUUUGUUCUCUAACGUCAAAGACUCCAUAUCCUAAAGACACUUCCUUCUCCUCUCUUAAACAUCUAGAGCUAUGUGCAUGCUCUGCAGGAUGGGCGGAUCUGCUUGCUUGUAUGCUCAAUGACGCUCCAAAUCUUCGGUCUCUCAAGCUUAAGUCGAAACAUAAUUUCAAUUACAAUGAUCCAAUGACCCUCUGGGAAGAACCAGCAGUUGUUCCUAAAUGUUUUUCGGAGCAUCUCGAGACCUUGGAAUGGAGGCAAUACGAAGGAACAGAGCAAGAGAGGAACGUGGCUGGAUACAUACUAGCACACGCUGCUUGUCUAAAGACGGCGACAUUCUCAACAGGAAGUAAAAGCAAAUAUCAACGCAUUCGCAUGUUGGGGAAGUUAGAGUCUAUGGACAGAGUUUCAAAGACAUGUCAACUUACGUUUGACAGCCUAACAUUGAUACCAAAAACAACUUGUGUUUGAAUAAACUCUUAAUGUGAUGCUGUAUGUGUCUCUUAGAAGACACAAAAUAUUUUAGCUUUCUUUUUCCUUUUCUUUGACUUUAUUUUUGGUGUGUAUGGUUUUUUUCUUUCUAAUCUCCGGAUUCUUUUUUAAUUCGUAAGUUUUUUUCUUUUUGAAUAAAUUACACUAUAUUUGGGAUUCAAUACACUUUUCAUGGAUUUUGAACAAGAUAAUCAGAACAAAGAGUUUCGUAUAACUAAAACUAAAAAACAUUGUGGAUGGGGGACUUGUUCAAAAACUAAAUGUACGAAUUGUCACUGUUGUUGAUCAAUGAGACAGUGAUCAUUUUUCUAUUGGUAAAUAAAUAUUUAUUUGACUUCUAUUCGAAUAAAUAUAUUCGAAUAAAUACAUGAAUGGGUCUUUGGAGUAUCAAGUAUGGAUCCAU